GGAUUUCAUCAUCGCCGAACCUCAAAAGAGUGUCUAAUCAUCGGAAUCCUUCGAUUCACUUUCUUCCCAAAUUCUUUUCCCUCGAAUUGAUUGACGAGGAGGAGAUUUGUAUUUGAUCUGUUAUCUCAGAUUCCAGGAUGAAAAGAGGAGCCCUUAGACGAAGGGCUAGGGAUAUCUCUGUUAUGCUUGUUGUGCUUGUUUGUGCAACCGUAGUCAUAUGGACAUGGGAUAAAACGCCAACCUCGGCCUUUCUUCCACCUGAAAGUCACUAUCUAAAGCUGCAAUCAGAAGAAAAGGUUGAGAGACUACCUACUGCGCUGAAUACUGAAACUAAAGACAGCUAUUCAUUAGCUACUCCAUUUGUAAACAAAGAGGGAAGCAAAGAGGAUUCACCCGAUAAUAAAGAUACAGAAGAAGAAGAAGAGAAACAGAUGGAAGAAGCUACUGGCGAAGCUAGGAAGACAACACAUAUUAAAGAGACUAGUUCAGAUCCAGAGAGUAAUAUUCUUGCAUCAGAUGAAGAGAGGACUGAUGGUAGUACUUCAACAGCUCACAUCAAGAAUCAAGCUUGCAAUUAUGCGAAAGGGAAAUGGGUUGUGGACAAUCACCGUCCUUUGUAUUCAGGAUCUCAAUGCAAACAGUGGCUUGCUUCAAUGUGGGCGUGCAGGUUGAUGCAACGUACAGACUUUGCCUUUGAAAGUUUAAGAUGGCAACCUAAAGAUUGCUCUAUGGAAGAAUUUGAGGGUUCCAAGUUCCUGAGAAGGAUGAAGAACAAAACCCUAGCCUUUGUUGGAGACUCGUUGGGAAGACAACAGUUUCAAUCUAUGAUGUGUAUGAUCACGGGAGGCAAAGAGAGGCUCGAUGUCCUUGAUGUGGGACCAGAAUUUGGGUUCAUAACUCCCGAAGGUGGAGCUCGUCCUGGUGGCUGGGCUUACAGGUUCCCAGAAACAAACACAACUGUCCUAUACCACUGGUCAUCUACACUCUGCGACAUAGAACCACUCAACAUCACUGACCCCGCAACUGAACAUGCUAUGCAUCUCGAUCGCCCACCAGCGUUUUUACGCCAAUACCUUCAUAAGAUCAAUGUCUUGGUAAUGAACACAGGUCACCAUUGGAACCGAGGGAAGCUCAACGGUAACAGAUGGGUGAUGCAUGUUAAUGGCGUUCCCAACACUAACAAGAAGCUAGCCGCACUUGGGAACGCCAAGAAUUUCACAAUCCACAGCACAGUUAGUUGGGUUAACUCGCAACUCCCUCUCCAUCCCGGUCUCAAGGCAUUCUACAGAAGCCUUUCACCGAGACAUUUCGUGGGCGGGGAAUGGAACACUGGAGGGAGCUGCAAUAACACAACCCCAAUGUCUAUCGGGAAAGAAGUUUUGCAAGAGGAGUCAAGCGAUUACAGUGCGGGUCGUGCAGUGAAAGGUACAGGGGUUAAGCUUUUGGACAUAACAGCCUUAUCUCAUAUUAGAGACGAAGGUCACAUAUCACGGUUCAGUAUCUCGGCUGCUCCGGGAGUUCAGGAUUGCCUCCAUUGGUGCUUGCCCGGUGUUCCUGAUACAUGGAACGAAAUCCUUUUUGCAAUGAUCUAAGUUUUCAAGUUACAGAGAAAGGGCUUGAGGCAAAUCAUAGCCGGCCUUUGAUAGCGUUUUACAACACACAUUAAAGUUUUAGCGGCCUGAGGUGUAAGUUAGUAUUUAUUCUGGUACAAAACCAAAGCUCUGGGUAUCACAGACGUAUUGUCGUUAGCAUAACCAUACCGGGGUUUGGUUUCGACCAUAUAUUACAGAACAGAUUCUAACUCUUGAAAUUUGUCUUUGAUCGAUUAAAAGAAAAUUUUAGAGUUAAU
This is a messenger RNA of Arabidopsis arenosa, 1849 nucleotides long. The record is from the annotation of a GenBank genome assembly. NCBI's taxonomy places the organism in Eukaryota, Viridiplantae, Streptophyta, Magnoliopsida, Brassicales, Brassicaceae.